UGAUCGAUAGGAUAUUGUGAGGGUGGAACUAACCCAAAACAACCAGUAACCUACAUACUAGUUAUGCACCAUAGCCUAUAUGCAUAAAGAGAAGGGGGCCGACAGACCAUCCAUCAUCCACUGAAGAGGAGGAGGAGGAAACAAAAGAAAGAAAAUUAAAUUAAAGAAGAGGGUUGAAAAGAAAGAAAAUAGACAAAAAUAUAGAAUACAGACAGAAAAUAGGGAGAUCAAAUCAGCUAUCGGACAAUAAAAAAAUGGCUUAUUUGUUGGGGAAUGGGCUGCUUGAGUACAUUUACCUGCUCUUCUUGCUUUUGGCCGCCGGGUCUCAUGUGCAACUUGUCCAUGGAGGUUUGAGGGCAGAGGGACUGGUUGAAGGCACCACAGAAGUGAUCAGUCACUCACAGGGGCUUGUAGCACGGCUGGAGGGCCUUCUGGUGCUGGGGAAUAACAGUGACAUUUCCUUACGUGUGGAAACAGUGGAUGCAGAUGAGGUCAAGGUUAUCCAAGCCCACACGCUGGUGCUAUCACUGCAGAGCCGAGUGUUUGAGGAGAUGCUGAGAAACCGCAACAGAAGCACGCUAGUGCUGCGAGAAACAGCGGAAUGCACUGCCGUGUUUGAGAAAUUCAUCAGAUAUCUGUAUUGUGGUGAACUCACACUGCAGUUAGACCAGGCCACUCCACUGCACAGACUGGCUGCCAAGUACGGCAUCUCCAGCCUCCAGCAAGGACUAACCCAGUACAUGAGCCAGAACCUGGCCACUGAUUCUUUGGGCGGUCACGUGGUGGGCUGGUACCAGUAUGCCGUGUCGGUUGGUGACACGGCGCUGAGAGACAACUGCCUUCAGUUUUUAUCGUGGAAUCUGUCAUCGGUGCUUCAGAGUGAAGAAUGGCCGUCAGUUAGUGUUGACUUGCUAAUGACCCUCCUGCAGCGCUCCGAUUUAGUAUUGAAGAACGAGCUGGAAUUGUUUGAGGCGCUUGAAAUCUGGUUCACCCAGAAUGACCCGGAUACCUUGACAGCAGAGAACGCCCUUCGACUGGUGCGCUACGCCAUGAUCCCUCCAUGCGAACUCUUCCGCUUGCAGCAACAGUCGCCGAUCAUGACACGCUACCACGAGUCGGUGCGUGAUCUUCUCUACAUGUCGUACCAGUUCCAUUCAGCUUCACCACUUCACCUGGCCAAGUUUUUCGAUGUAAACUGCAGCCUCUUCGUGCCCCGCAACUAUCUCUCAUCUAUGUGGGGAUCUCAGUGGGUCAUAAGCAACCCGGCAAGGGAUGACCGAAGCACUAAUUUCCAGACCCAGUUGGGUCCGAGCGGUUCUGAUUCCAGUAAGCGGGUGACAUGGAACGCCCUGUUCUCGCCCCGCUGGCUCCCUCUCAGCAUGCGGCCCAUGUACACCGAGCAAGGUGCCAUGCAGCCACCACGGCCCGAUGGAGGAAUUAGCAUUGCCCGGCCUCGUAUCAUCAUCACACCUGCAACUUCCAGUGCAGAUUUUGCAGGUGUCAGCUUCCAAAAGACGGUACUCAUCUUGACAAAGCAGAAGAACAAGCUUGUGGUGCGGCAUAUCUUCAGUUUCCACCAAAGCACAGAGGAGGUGGGGGACUUCCUGGCUGGCGUGGACCUGCAAUAUCGCACAUCUGAGUACCUGGUGGAUGGAUCGCUGUACUUGCAGAUCAUUGUAAAGCCUAUCUACCAGACUCUCAUAGCAACCAAGAAAUAAUGUAACAAGCACACUGAAGUAGGAAACAUUUUAGAUUAAGAAGAUCUAAAAAAAUUUUGAUGCAUGGAAUAAAAACUUUAGGUCUAAUGUGAUUAACGCUAAUGAAGUGCAUCUCCACUGUCCUUAUAUUGUAGGCUACUGGAAGUUAGAGGUUUACUCUGGGAAAAAAAAGUGAAAUGCGCUAAUCCACAUGUACAAAAUUUUAGGGACAGUUCACCUAAAAUGUAAAGUUCUGUCAUCAUUUACUCACCCUUGUUUAAUUCCAAACCUGUAUGACUUUCUUUCUUCCAUGGAACACAAAAGGAAAUGCUUUGAGGAAUGUUAAUGCUGCUCUCUUUUAGUGAAAGUGGAUGUAGAACGAGAUGUGUCAAGCUCUAAAAAGCACAAAAACACUAUACAUACAUCUUAACAGUAUAAAUAUUAGUCAUGCACUACAUUCCAAGUUUUCUAAAGACUAUUUUUGUGUGAAGAACAGACUAAAAUUGAAAAAUUUACCUUGAUUGUUAGCUGUGGUCACCAUUUACUGGCAUUGUAUGGAGAAGAACAGUUUUGAAAAUCUGCUACAAAUAUCUCAUUUUGCGUUCCAUGAAGGAAAGGAAAUAAAAGUUUUGUAAAUUAGGACACAAUUGUAAUUUUUGAGCAAUUAUUGCUUUAAUAUAGGCCAUGACAUACACUAGUGUUGCAGAUAUAACUCAUAUCAAAGGUAUUUUUUACUUGAUUAGGCAGAAGCCCUUUCCUUUUUAGGAAAACCAAUUUCUGUAUAAUUACCACAACAUCAUUUGUUCACACUGGACUCAAUGGACAAAGAAAGUGAAAGUGCACAUGACUCAGAGUAUUGAAUCUAGCAUAAAUAAUAGCCUAAUGUAUAUCGCAAACAAGAAACACAAUUACACAUUAUUCUUAACGUUUAAAGGUUUAAUAUGCUAUUUAAAGUGUUUCAAGGUGCUAUUGUUAAUUUAAAGAGAAAUAUCAAAUCUCUUUCAAACCUGUAAUGUCUUGAAAUGUUGCACAGUUGUGAUAGUUAUUUAAUUAUUUAGAACAGCAAGUGAUGUUAUAGGCUAUAUAUAAUUAUUCUUAGUUAUUUUUCUGUAUUAUCCUAUCUUUGUGCCCAUAUUUUCUGAGAGAUCAGUUUCCUUGCAUGUUAUAAAGUAUGUUUAGUAUUCACUCCCCUGUGCAAAACACACAAUAAAAUGCAUGAUGCUUUCACAAAA
Molecule: messenger RNA, 2929 nt
Organism: Cyprinus carpio (common carp)
Lineage: Eukaryota; Metazoa; Chordata; Actinopteri; Cypriniformes; Cyprinidae
Product: BTB/POZ domain-containing protein 17-like
Molecular function (GO): protein binding
Source: RefSeq, a predicted model, not a curated record